AUGUUGAUUUUUGAAUACCGUGUGGUACUUCCCAUGACAGUGGAAGAGUACCAACGGGCACAGCUUUUUUCUGUUGCUGAAGUCAGUAAGAAUGAGACAGGCGGUGGAGAUGGGAUUGAAGUCAAGACAAAUGACCCUUUUGACUUGGAGAAGAGCGACCAGUACAAACCGGAACGACCGUUGAAGGCAGACAAACUGUACACAAAGGGCCAGUACACGCACAAAAUCUACCAUUUACAACAUAAAGUUCCAACAUUUAUGCGAUUAAUAGCUCCCAAAGGGUCCCUUACCGUCCACGAGGAGGCUUGGAAUGCUUACCCCUACUGUAGAACGGUGAUAACGAAUGAUUAUAUGAAGGAAAAUUUCUACUUGAUCAUAGAAACAAUGCAUUAUCCAGACAGGGGAGAAUCAGAAAAUGUACAUAGUUUAAGCGAGGCUAAGCUUAAGGACAGGCAAGUUGUAUUAAUUGACAUCACAGAUACAAAGUGUUUAAGGGCUUCGGAUAUUAAGGCAGACGAAGAUCCUAGCAAAUUCAAAUCACAGAAAACUGGUAGAGGCCCAUUAGGACCUGGUUGGAUUAAAACUGCUAACCCUGUGAUGUGCUGUUAUAAAUUGGUGACCAUACAUUUCAAAUGGUGGGGGUUGCAGAAUAAGGUGGAGUCCUAUGUCAUGAAGCAAGAGCAGAGGAUUUUCUCCAACUUCCAUCGCCAGGUGUUCUGCUGGACAGACAAGUGGUACGACCUAACAAUGGAUGACAUCAGGGCACUGGAGGACAAGACAAAACAGGAAUUGGACAAGCAACGGCAGGAGGGAGAAGUCCGUGGCAUGGCUGUUGAAGAGCGAUGAUCGUUUUCACCAUUAGGCACCCUUUCAGUAGCUAUUUAAUAUGGUUGCUAGGCAACGCGCUUGUCUUCAAGAGUACAUGUAUGACAUUAUAUAAAUGCAGAUCAGCGGAAAGGGCUGCUCUUAUUUAGCCACCUCUCCCCCUCUUGAGUCCCGCUCCACAUGAGAGCGUGCACCACCCUCUUAUGCCGCUUUAGCAGAUGACCUUUGACCUAUUAUAAUUAAACGGGUUAGCAGCAUAACUGAACCGUUACUGCGUCUCACUCUUAUAUUCUAUUUGUUAUGAUAGACAAAGUAUGUAAUGAUAGUGGUUGUAAAUUAGAAAAGUUUGCAUUAAGAUGAGAUUUUUUUUUCGUCCAGAUUCUGGACAGUGCUGGAAUUCUGUAGCUCAUGAACACUUGUCAGAAAUGUGACUGAGUUAAUCAGAUUUAGAAAGCACAUCCCUGUAACAUAUCUUGACUGGUAGGCACCAUUCCUUGUAUAGACUGUCUGACUCAGGUUCCUACAGGUAUGUAAGGUAAUAAAGUGGUUCUGAAAUAAGCCGGUAAAAAGUAAAUGAAGAUUAGAUAUAUUGCUUCAACAAUAUACACCUCUGAGCAGUUUUACUCACCUGUUGCAGAGGCUGGCAGAUAACAUGAAAAGAUAAGUUAAGAACAGUGCAUGAUAUUAUGAAAAUUAUCCCAGAUAAUAAGUUGAAGCUUUGUAAUAUGAUCAAACUGACCAAACAACAAAAUCAGUGCUUUUGGCUUUUGGUACUUUGUGGAAUUUUGUAUUAUCUUCAGUCUUGUUCAGGCAAUAAUUUCCUUUGUGUCUAUGGCAUUAUAACCUGUAGGCAAGGGUAAAACAAUAAGUGCCUGACACUCUGUGGUCUAGAUAUGCCAUUUCUGAUGUGUGCCAGCUUUAACCCUUUAUUCCAGUUUUAGCCUGAAUUUCCCUUGCACCAGUCCCUCUACUCAUCCCCUUAAUCUCACCACAAACCAUUUGCAUCAGAGUGGAUGUUUGUGUUGUAAAUGAAGCAGUGUAAAUCAGUGCACAGCUACUUUGCCUCUAGCAAGAAAACCAUACAUUUUUUUUUUAUGUUUGACCUUUCAGGCAAAGUUGAUCUCUUUGACAUUUGACCUUGAAUCUGAGUGCAAUACAGGAAAUUUAACUAAUCACACCACAUGGUGCCCUCCUUCAUCCUCAGUACACAUUUCCUUCUGUUUCAAAAUAGAAUCUAUUAAUGUUGUAAACUAGUUUUCCGUAACACCCAGGUUUUUAGCAGAUCACCUUUUGUACAUAUUGACAAAUCACACAUAGCCUUGUGAUGUUAAUAAUAUUAAAUGCUAAAAAAAAAAUAGAUAUCAAUGCUUUUGUUUUUUUAUUAUUAUUGUUAUUAUUAUUUCUUUGUUUAAGAUGAAUUUUAGGGGUUAUAUUUUUCACUCAUCACACUAUUCCAACAUUUAUUUACACAUGUUUUGAUUUAAGGAGUGACGUUUUCCAAUAUCAUGUAACCUUCUUUCGUUGUUGGUGUGACUAUUAUAUCGUGUGAAAGCUCAUCGCACUCUGAUUAUGAAGAAAAUGUGUGUCAUUUCUUAUAUACCCUGUAAAGAUUAUGUGAGAUUCAGUGCAGUGGUACAAUGUAGUGAUGUAGAACUUUUUAUACAGUAUUUAUGCAUACUAAAGCAAACCACUGUAUUUGAAGUGCUGGUCUAGAAUAUCAAGGGGCUAAACUCUAAUUAUAGGGUUAUCUCCCUUAGGUGUUCAUUAGUUGAUAUGCGUUGCUUCCACAGAAAGAUCACUGUGAUGCUGCUUGUAGAAUAAAGAUGUCCAAUAAGGUGCUAGUUUACUAAAAUUUUGAUGUAGAUUUGUAAAGUGCCAUGGCAUUGGCUGCCAGACAGAAACAGAAUUCCGAUUAUACAGCACGUGAGAAAUAUACAUAAUAAUGCCGUUGUGGUUUUGGUCAGAGAGAAGUGGCUACUGUUUGUUUUGAACACCAAUUUGUAUAUCAAUGGAAGUAAACAUAAUCAUUAUCAGAGGUUUUGGAAAUUAUGAAAAAAAUGAUGAAUAUUUUGCCAAAUUUGAAUUUUUUAAAACUGCCUUAAUUUAGGAUCGGUAUGUGUUCGUCUUGCACCUUUGAUAUAUAAAGUCUAGUAAACAACACAGCUUAUGAUGUGAUAUAACAUAUUUAUUUCAGUUCAGAAGGAGCUCAAACACUCAACUAUAAAAGGUCGUGGUUUUGAAUGGAUUGUAAAUUAAUAUCCCCAGUGUAAUGUAGAAAUCAGUUCUGAUUUGUGAAAACAUUGGAUUGGAAUGAAAAGCUAUGGUUUUGGAACAAGGAAGAAGCAAACAGGAACACGAAGAUUGUGUGUAAAUUAGUAUGUGUCACUUGUAUAACACUCUGUUCGUCAUUAUUAUUUUUUGUUCAGAUUUUUUGUUUAUCUGUUUCACAUUUUUUGUUUUUUGGGUAAAAUUUGAGAAACAUAGACAGGAUGCAGCUUAGCGUUCGGUUAUAAGAGACUGUAUAACUACAUCAGGAGUUACUUCCCUUGUGUAAAAUGAACACGUACCAGUACUGACAUGUUCAAAUGGAUUGAUGAUAAAAAUCCUUGUUUGGUAGCAGCAGACAUUUGUAUUGUGAAUUACAUGUACCAUACACAACCUGUCUAAGAAGAGUAAGGACGUGAAAUGACUGCAUGGUUAUGCCAACUUUUUAUGUCCCAAAAUGGUAUUGAUUCCUCCUCAAGAUGGAAGAGUUGUGAGUUUCAAGAUUGUAUAAUCUGAUCAUUGGUGAACUUCCUACUUCUCAGUACACCCCAGAUUCAACCACAGUUGCAGUUGACAUUUCCAACGUACUGAAUCGUUUAUCUUAUUAUCGGGGAUAUUUUACCUUUCACCAGUGAUUUUUCUUGAAUGUCAGCACUUUAAUUGCAUAAUGUUUAUUACACAGUUGUCUCACUUGAAAGCGGGGUGGGGGGGAGGAUUUAUGUUGCAAUGCUGUCAGUCCCAAUAUGAGUGAAAUGCUUGAAGGCUUCACAGUUUUAACCUGUUAAACUUAUAAAUACACAUAAUUCCUUUUUAAUAUAACAAACUACUUUAUUUCAUCCCACAAAUAUGUUUCAGCAUAUUGUUACAUGCGCUAGAUGUAAAAAACUACAAUUUUGAAUGCACAUCAUUUUUCGGUGCAACUGCUGCAAAGAAUUAAAUUAUUUGUCAUUGUUCAAUCAUUGAAAUGUUGUGACUGGAGGGGUAAUCGCUGCCUCAGCAAGAGUUGUUUCCCUUUGAAGAGUUGUGUCCCUUUCAGGAAUUAUGUCACGAUGAAGUGGAGAAAGGACCCUUCCUAAUUAGCAUUUGCCUGCUCAGAGUUGUAGUUAUCCAUGAAAACCAUUAGAAACCACGAGAGGGAAACCUCUAAAUUUCUGUGACAAAAUGAGUUGUGGGUUCUGAGGAGGUGUUAACAUUCACUAUUGUGAUAUAGUAUGGUCAUUCCCUCCUACAGGUCCAUAGGGAGGCUGUGUGGACUACAUUAGGUCCUGAACUUGAACAUAUUCAGAUUCUGGUGCUUAACAGGCCAUUAAAUGAACAGCAUUUGUGAACACAUUCUUGCUUACACUACAAAACUGUGUGGUAGAUAUAUCAUGCAUUGUGCCGCCGUAAAGUGAGAUAUCAGUGUAUUGCGCUCAGAUUUAUUCUUCUGGAGAAGACUGAGGAAACUGUGCUAUUUUGCUGGAAACCACUGGAAAGCCAACACUGGCAUGUGUUUUUUUUUGUGUGUUUUUUUUUGGCAGUGUAAAGAUGCAUACUGUAUUGUGAUACAUGAUUGCUUUCUUGAACCAUUAAAAGAUCUGGGAGUUUAGGGAAAAUAUCUCUAUACUGAACAACAUUUUAAUGAGGACACGUCAAGCGCAUAAGCAGCUUUACACCAUUUUAGUGACAUCAAGCAUGCCUUGCCCAGCUCGUCAGAACGACAUAUUAAACUAGUAAGACUCCAGCACCACCUCAGUGUUUAAAAAACAUGUUGCCUAAGCAUUCAGCGCUGUCUUUUGUUUUUCUGGGAUGAAUAAAGUUUUGUUCUGUAUUUGGACAUUUUGGUGUAUUUAGAGUGUGUGGAUUUUGAAUACUAAUGUGAACGGAUUUCUGCAGAGCAUGACGUGAAAUUUGUGUAGAACAAAAUCAAAGCCUGGGCUUUUAUAUUCUUGGUGAUGAUUAGAAGAUUUCGUGGUAAAAACAUCAUUGUUUCCAGCUAUUUAUUGAUCUCCACACUUUGAAAUGCUGCAAGUGCUGUAAUCUACUGGUACAUAUAAACAAAGAUUUAUGAUUUUAAUUUUUAUUUUUGGGAAGACAACCUGCCAGAGGUUAAGGUUUUUAAGAAAAGACUUACGAUUGAACUACUGUAAGGAUUUAGACUCUCAGCGAAAAGAUUUUAUGUAUUUGUAGAUAUGAAUGAAUUUCUUAGGAGUUGAUGUAAAAUUGUAGAUAUGGUGAUAAGUGCUGUUCGCUAUACCUGUAAUUGGAAAAAAAUGGAUUUAAAAAAAACAGGUAGAAACUGUGUAUUUGUACUACAUCCAGACAUGGGAGGAAAGUAUCCUUUGUGAUGCUUUCCAAACACAGUUUGAAACCAUGGAAACGGGUAAACAAGUCUUGUUAAUCUGUGACAAAGUGUCCAAAAAUCUGCUUAGGCUAGACAUAGAUGUGGACAUCAGUCAUCAGUAAAAAAAAAAUGGUUUUCACCACUGUGGAAGGUAGGAGUGUCUUAAUUCCUUCUGGUUGAAUUUUAAGAACUGAUGUAAGUCACUAUUUCUGUAAACUCAAGAAAUGCAGGAACUUUCGUGUAUGUUUCCUCCUUAUGAUUUAUCGUAUAAAAAUAAAACCUCGACUUUUCUGAUGUUUUAUGAAACAUUGCCCAGGGGUCGAUUCCAUGAGGCCAUUUUGGAAUGCUAUUUAAACAAUGCUCUCUUUUCAAUGGUAUAAAGCAAUGAAAAUUGAUACUGCUUAGCAGUUUGGCUGAAAAAAGGAACUAUAUCAAAAUUUGGGACCAUAAAUUGUUAAAUAUAUUGCGUUUUAACUGGCGAUAUAAAUUGCUUUGUGGAAUCGACCCUCAAACGCUGUAAGGUUGUAUGUGGGGCAUUUCUUUGUGUAGGCCUGAACAGUGUUUUUGUUGGAGAUGGAAGCAAAUUGCAUGAAAACUCAAAACUGAUGGAUGAUUUUUAUGGGUUUUCAUGUAGGAUAAUGUUGGUGGUUUUUCUUGUACUUGUGUAAUAAGCGUCUCCUCAACACCAGAUCAGGCUGUUCGUCUGUCUGUCUGUCCACAGCAUUGUUUAAUUGUCAGUCUGUAUAAUAAACUCCUCGUUCUACAUCA
Messenger RNA from Liolophura sinensis, 6181 nucleotides. RefSeq names its product phosphatidylinositol transfer protein alpha isoform-like. Gene Ontology annotation, molecular function: phosphatidylinositol binding; phosphatidylcholine binding; phosphatidylcholine intramembrane carrier activity. The record is from RefSeq and is a predicted model, not a curated record. Gene Ontology annotation, cellular component: cytoplasm. NCBI's taxonomy places the organism in Eukaryota, Metazoa, Mollusca, Polyplacophora, Chitonida, Chitonidae. Gene Ontology annotation, biological process: phospholipid transport.